CUUAGACUCUUAUCGGGACUAAGCAUCUUAUCAACCCAGUUUCUCUGCUGGCUGCCCCUCAUCUUGGCUUUUUAAAAACCCUGCCCGUAUACAUACCUACUACUACGAGGUGUAAUCAACCCCUCUCCCCCGCACACCCAACCCUGGCUGCCGCCAAGUUGUGGCCAUUCGCAUCAACCACCAGAGAACUUGAGUUGCUCUCUCGAAUCCCUCCCUUUGCCUGCAACCCACCAUGCGGGACUCUUCUUCUCCCUCUCCGGGGGAGACCAGCUCGGUCCACGACACCCUUGAUCGCAAAUGGACCCCCAAGUUUCUGGUCCAGCAGGCCGAAAAGUCGCACCGUCGACUACCUGGGAUCCGAAAGAUUCCCCUUUCUGCCAUCGGGAUUAUCCUCUUCAUCGCCUUCUUGAAUGUGGUCGUGUGGAUUGCCGCGGCGAUUGUCUUGAGAUAUCACCCAUCUCUGGUGUCCAACGCCGUCCUUUCCUACACCCUGGGAAUGAGACACGCCUUUGACGCCGACCAUAUCUCGGCCAUCGACCUCAUGACCCGGAGAUUGCUAGCGACCGGCCAAAAGCCCGUCACCGUGGGGACAUUCUUCUCCCUCGGCCACUCCACCAUCGUGAUCAUCACCUCGAUCGUGGUCGCAGCCACCGCGGCCGCCAUCUCCUCGCGCUUCGACAGCUUCAGCACCAUUGGCGGGAUCAUCGGCACCUCUGUCAGCGCCGCCUUCUUGAUCCUGUUGGGCGUGAUGAACGCCUACAUCCUCUACAAGUUGUACCGGCAGAUGCAAAAGGUGUUGGACUUGCCCGAAGGCCAAGAGGAUGAAAUGUGGAAGAUCGAGGGCGGCGGGGUUUUGUUCAAGGUGCUGAAGCGCAUGUUCAAGUUGAUUGACCGGCCAUGGAAGAUGUAUCCCCUCGGGAUUUUAUUUGGUCUCGGCUUCGACACCUCCUCGGAGAUCGCCUUGCUAGGAAUUUCCUCGGUAGAGGCGGCCAAGGGGACGAACUUUUGGGUGAUUUUGAUUUUCCCCGCACUGUUUACUGCCGGAAUGUGUCUCCUCGACACCACCGACGGCGCCCUCAUGCUCUCACUCUACGUCCAGCCGUCAGCCAACUUCCUCCCGCCCAAGAGCGACCCCGACCCCGCCUCCGAUGAGAAUGAAUCCUCCCACGAGGGCGAUGGGGAAGUCACCGCCGCCAAGAACCACCGCGACCCCAUCGCCUUUUUGUACUACUCCAUCGUCCUCACCUCCCUCACGGUGAUCGUGGCCAUCGUCAUCGGCAUCAUCCAGGUGCUGACGCUGGUGCUGAACGUGGCCCACCCCACGGGCAAGUUCUGGGAUGGCGUGCAGGUGGCCGGCGACUACUACGAUGCCAUCGGCGGCGGCAUCUCAUCAACCUCGACCGAAGGCGACGACCCCGACCCGAGUCGCCUCGACCGCCUCGACUUCUCCGCAUGUCCGCCCAUCUACGUCCUUCAAACGCACCUGAGCAUCGAGGCCCUCCACGAGAUUGAGGAAGAGCUGGUCCACCGCAACGCGCGUCUGACCUACGACAUCGACGAAGCCCGUCUCAUCCUCGGCAAGAUCAGCCAGCCGAAACGCGCCGCACUGGACCUGCGCACCCUCGGCCUGUGGACCGAAGCCAUCCCCGAAAGACCAGAGGGACCGCCUGUCAAGCGCCGCCGGGGCAAUGGCCCUGGCGCCGAGGUCAUCGACCUCAGCACGGAGACGGAAGACGAAGCCGACGGGAUGAGCGUGCACGCCUCCGCCAGACAUGUCGCCCAGCCACAGACAACCAAUGAGACCGACAGCGACAGCGACGGCGCCAGCACCAACAUCCGAGUCAUCAAACUCGACUGGCUGCACCAAUGCAUCCGCACCAACACCCUCCUGCCCCCGGGGGCAUACACCAUCUACCACGCCCGCCGAAUCGCGCGUCCCAGCGCGACCCAAACCCCACUCCCGAAGCCCCAGCCCAAUACGACAAUCCUGCAACGCGCCAAAGCAGACGCCUCGAUGCAACCGCCCCGGGCGUCGUACCAGCCGCAGCACCGCCAGCAUCCUCGCACCCACGCCGCCGCAUCCCAAACCACAAUCAUUCCAACCUUGCACCGCACGACCACCUCCGAAGCCGAAGAAACCGCCUCCCUGCCUCCCCCGCCGGACUGGGUCACCUCACCGACGCACAAGGGCCACACCUACGCCUGCCUGCGCUCCACGCCGCUCCACCCACCCAACGAGCCGUUCAUCGCGGAACUGCUGCAGAUCCGACAUAUCCGCGAACUCACGCUGGAUGAAAUCGGCGUGCGCGCGUACAGCACCGCCAUUGCGGCCAUCGCCGCGUAUCCCGAGCCGCUGCACCGGCCGGCGGAGGUCCUGCGGUUACCAGGGUGUGAUGCGAAGAUCGCCAACCUGUUCUACGAGUUUCAGCUGGCCGAGGCACGAGCCUCGGAAGGAGAAGACAGCCCACGCCCAUCCCAAGCUCAGCCCGACCCCGCCGAAAGCAGCAGCAGCACUACCCCUCCCCCACCAAAAAAGGGAAUCCUCACAGCAACCCACCCCCUCACCACCGACCCCACCCUGCGCACCCUCGACACCUUCUACAACAUCUGGGGCGUCGGCGCCAAAACCGCCCAGGACUUCUACUACCGACGGGGCUGGCGCUCCCUCGACGACGUGGUCGAGUACGGCUGGCACAGUCUGACGCGCGUGCAGCAGAUCGGGGUGAAGUACUACGAGGAGUUCCAAGAACGCAUUCUGCGGGCAGAGGUGGAGGCGAUUGCCGGGGUGGUGCUACGGCAUGCGAAUCGGGUUGUUGUCGCCGCUGCUGCUGCUGCUGCUGCUGCCACCGCCGUUCCACAACAAGCCCAACAAGGCCAAGCAGCCCAGCAGGGGGAGGGGGAAGGGGGAGGAUCAUCAGUGGGGGCAGAAUCGGCGACCGACGACGACGACGACGCUACCGGACCAGACUCGCCGUCUACACACCAAGCGGUCGCCGGCGGGGUGGAAUGUAUCAUCACCGGCUCGCACCGACGCGGCAAGGCCUCCUCCGGGGACGUGGACCUGAUCCUCACGCACCGGGACGAGUCCGCCACCAAGAACCUCAUCACGGAGGUGCUGCGCAGUCUGGAGACGGAGGGGUGGAUCACGCAUACGCUGGUGUUGCAUGCGGGCCAUUCGGCGCGGGACCAGCAGACGGCGCCGUACAAGGCGGAUGCGGGCGAGAGCGCGGUGCAGCGCAAGAUGUUUGAUUCGUUGGAUAAGGGGUUGGUGGUGUGGCAGGAUCCCCCGCCGCCUCCUUCUCGUGCUUCACCUGCAGGGGAGACGCGCAACACCAACCCCCACCGGCGGGUCGAUAUUAUCAUCUCCCCCUGGCGGACGGUGGGGUGUGCCGUGCUUGGGUGGUCUGGCGACAAGACCUUCGAGCGGGAUUUGCGGCGGUUUGCCAAGAAGGAGCGCGGAUGGAAGUUUGAUUCCAGCGGUGUGCGCGAGCGCACGAGUGGUGGGCACGUGGUCGAUUUGGAGGCGGCCGGAGAAACGUGGCAGGACAGGGAGAGAUUGGUGAUGGAGGGGUUGGGGAUUGGAUGGCGGCCGCCCGAGGAGAGGUGUACUCGAUAGUAGGUAUGUACACCUUGCCAAAGGAGAGGAAAAGUGAGGUAGAUACGGGCGGGAUAACUAUGAUGAUACUACACUUCACUCCUAACCUAUUUCACAUUGUCUCAUCAUAAGAGCUUAAGUACACAAAACAACAGGAACACAAGU
Molecule: messenger RNA, 3760 nt
Organism: Aspergillus saccharolyticus JOP 1030-1
Lineage: Eukaryota; Fungi; Ascomycota; Eurotiomycetes; Eurotiales; Aspergillaceae
Product: NicO-domain-containing protein
Exons: 8
Coding region: 233-3616 (1127 amino acids)
Biological process (GO): nickel cation transmembrane transport
Cellular component (GO): plasma membrane
Molecular function (GO): DNA-directed DNA polymerase activity; nickel cation transmembrane transporter activity; DNA binding
Source: RefSeq, a predicted model, not a curated record